Vespa crabro (European hornet) is the source of this 938-nucleotide messenger RNA. RefSeq lists its product as uncharacterized. Bases 222 to 782 code for a protein of 186 amino acids. The transcript is spliced from 4 exons. Gene Ontology annotation, biological process: NADH dehydrogenase complex assembly. The record is from RefSeq and is a predicted model, not a curated record. NCBI's taxonomy places the organism in Eukaryota, Metazoa, Arthropoda, Insecta, Hymenoptera, Vespidae.
UGGCGCUGUCUUGAAUGACACGGUCGUUGAAUUUACGUAUCCCGCGAAUAAUGAUAAUGCCAAUGUUGAAUCAUCGCAUGACCGUUGCUUUCUUCAUGAGUCUCACGUUUUUGCAACCGGCUAGCGGAUCGAUAUCUUAAACUUGACAAAAGCAUAAAACAAGAUUCGCGAAAGCGGCAUUUUACGUGUCGUUGCGCUUCGAUGAGAUUCCAACCAUUGGGAUGUUUGAUGGCAGGAGGAAAAUGACAUUGUUCGACUUUACGAGGAUAAAUAACGUGAAAGAUUGGCAAGAGAUAUCGGAUACUGUAAGAACAGUCGGAAAAUCGAAAGCCACGCUGGUCUUGCAAAAAACUCAAGUCUUUCAGAGAGCGAUCUUUUUCACUCUUCUCAAUCCUCAACCCAACGGAGCUGGAUUUGCUGGCGUGAGAACCCGAGUAAAUUUAAAUCUGACGGAUUUCGAAACUAUUGUGAUUAAUUGUCGUGGACAGGGGAAAAAUAAUCAUUAUAAGAUUGUCCUUAAGCAUAAAGGGCUUGAUUCAGAUAACGAUAUAAGUUAUGAGCAAUUUUUCCAGGCGCCAAUGUCGAGCGAAGAAUUCUCAACUGUCUCCUUAAAGUUAGAUGGUUUUAAGCCUUAUUACCAUGGUCGAAAAAUACCAAAUGGGGAACCUCUGGACGUGGAAAACAUUACGAUGUUUGGCUUGCAAGUCUUUGGAGGCGUCUAUUUACCUUUUAAACAAAGUGGUGUAUCAGCUUUGGAAAUCGAGACUAUUGUUGCAUCUUAAAUAUUCUUGGUGUUAUUGCGAUAUUUGAAUUUAUAUGAUAAUCAAAUAGUUAUAAUUAGUUUGCUUAAAGGAAUCUCUGUUUAAUCUUAUUAAAAAAUUAUAUCCCUAUGAUAUCGGAAAUAUAUUCUUAUAUAAAAUACUUGUGUAAUCAAAAAG